UAUUCCACAGGUGAUCAGAUCAAAAAAGGUGUUUUUGACAAGCACAAAUUAUUUUAUCUCCUGAACGUAUGAGUAACCUUAUUAUUUUUUGGACAUGUGGUUUGUAUAAACCAAACUUAUAUGUAGAGCGAUAUAGCAGAUAGAGUUGUAUUACAUUACACAUCCAAUCUUAUUUUCUUUAAUACACACUGAAUAACGUUUUUUUGCCUAAUUUUUCAGCUGCAUAUUUAGUUUAGCAUGUCAAGUGAUACACAUUAUUAUAGCAGGACUCUUCAUAGCCAUCCUUGUUUAUUUCACAGUCUACGUUUACAAGCUUGCAACGACAUCCUGAUUGAAUGGCGUUAAUAAUAAUAUGUUAUUAAAAUACAUUUAAGCAUAAUAUUUCGUUAUGUACAUAAACUUACGCAAGGUAUACGAUGAAAUGGAAUAACGUACUAGGUAAGUAUAGGUUAGUAACAUGAGAAUUAAAUCAAAAUCUUAUGCCAUUAACUCUGGCACUCAUAAUAAUCUAUGCUUAAUUAAAAUUGAAAACUUGUGUUCCGAUUUUAUCAUCGCUUAAUGAAAUAUAUUGCUUUUAGAAUUAAUAUUAUUACGGAUUGCUUUGUUUAUGAAUUCCAUAGUAAAGUUUAGUUUCAUUUGUAUUGCUGUCAAUCGCAUACUGUUACACGGCGUCAUGAAACGUUCUAUACCAUCCAGCUGUUUUUCUGUUAUUAUAACAAGAUUAAAUAAAAUAAACGUGCCACACAAAUUCUCUAUGGCUAUUGCAGUGAAACCUUUCACGUAUCUCAUAUCUAUAUUUGGAAUGAAAAUGAUUGAAUAUUCCAACGAUGAAAUUAUCAAAGUUAAAGCAUUCAGCAAACUAUAUUCUGUGUCUUUUGUGGCGGCCAUCAUCUCUCUUACAAUAUUUGUUAAGCCAGUGAGUUGGAAAUAUACGCAACUGGAUAUUCCUUUGAACAUUCUAACAAAAAGUUAUGGGAUACUUCAUACUGCUGAGGCGCUUUACUCAGUUUUAAUUGUAUCCUUUGCAAAUAGUCAGAACUAUGUUGAAAUGUUUGGUGUUCUUAGCAAAGUUGACUGGCACUUUGGCACAUCUAAGAAGAUGUUUCUGACCAGGAGAAUCAUGGGUGUGUGUUUACUAAUAUUGCCAAUCGUACAGGUGUUGUCCACGUGUUACUUGAGAAAAUUUAAUAUUCGUAACUUUGGUGCCCAUUUGUCUUUCUUUCUAAUAAUGUUGCAAGGGUCAAUAAUAUUGCUUUUCAUUGUGAACAUAUUUAUGAAGCACUUCGUAUUAAACAAUUUGCUGCUGAAGAAAACUUCUGGGGCUAUCUCUGAGCAUAAGAAGAUUCUAUUUGAGAGAUCAUUUGUAAGCAGUGUGUUCAAAAGCAUGCUACGAGAACCUGUGAUAGUUGAAAACUCUAAAAAACAAUAUUGCUGGUUUGAACUCAUGCAGAUAUACGACAAAGUUGCUGACUGUGUCUACUUAUUCAACAAAAUCUAUUCUGGACAGGUUUUUUUGAUGUUCACCUCUUGGGUCAUUUGCACCCUGUUGAUCAUUUGCAGAAUGUUAUCGCCAACAGUAAAUUUUUCAGAAGUAAUUUUUAGUGACAUCUUCAUGUACACUUCUAUCAAUGGACGUCCCAUAUUCAUGACGAAGAUGUGUGAAUUAUUUAUAGAGGAAAGAAAGAAAACAUUGGAAAUUCUAAUAAAUUAUUUAGUCCAUGGGAAUUUAGACGAAGCUUAUAGAGAUCAAGUGCUAACAAUGAUAGACCUGGUAGAGACGAGGAAACUAGAAAUAACUGCAAAUGUGUUCACAGUAAACGCGCCUAUAGUCCUCGGCUUCUGUGGACAGACGAUCUCGUACGCCGUCAUCAUGAUACAGUAUUUUUACUUGUACGUGUUCGCAGAAUGAUGUAUGUAAACGUAGUAGUAAUGAAUAAAUACUUCGAUUGGUU
This is a messenger RNA of Ostrinia furnacalis (Asian corn borer), 1952 nucleotides long. RefSeq lists its product as uncharacterized. The coding region runs from base 608 to 1909 and encodes 433 amino acids. The transcript is spliced from 6 exons. The record is from RefSeq and is a predicted model, not a curated record. Lineage: Eukaryota; Metazoa; Arthropoda; Insecta; Lepidoptera; Crambidae.